Lasiosphaeria miniovina is the source of this 1539-nucleotide messenger RNA. Its product is annotated as ammonium transporter MEP1, variant. The record is from RefSeq and is a predicted model, not a curated record. Gene Ontology annotation, cellular component: plasma membrane. Bases 1 to 1539 code for a protein of 512 amino acids. Gene Ontology annotation, biological process: ammonium transmembrane transport. Lineage: Eukaryota; Fungi; Ascomycota; Sordariomycetes; Sordariales; Lasiosphaeriaceae. Gene Ontology annotation, molecular function: ammonium channel activity. The transcript is spliced from 4 exons.
AUGUCUUACUCGUGGAUUGGCGCACCUGCCGAGUUCAAUGGCACCGACGAGAAUAAUGGCGGUAAUUCCGCCACCGAGAACCUCAACCAGUGGUUCCAGUCGGGUGACCAGGCCUUCAUCAUCAUUGCCUCGUGCAUGGUGCUGAUCAUGGUUCCCGGCAUUGCCUUCCUCUACUCGGGUCUUGCUCGUCGAAAGUCGGCCUUGUCCCUUAUCUGGGUAGUAAUGAUGUCGUUCAGCGUUGUUGUCUUCCAGUGGUACUUCUGGGGCUACUCCCUCGCCCUCAGCAGCACCGCUACGAACGGCUUCAUCGGAAAUCUCCACCACUUCGGCUUGAGGAAUACGCUAGGCAAGCCAUCGCCCGGUUCGCCCCUCAUCCCAGAGCUCCUGUAUUCUUUCUAUCAGAUGCAAUUCUGUGCCGUUACGGCAGCCCUCGUCGUCGGCGCCACCGCUGAGCGCGGCCGCGUCGUCCCAGCCAUGGUGUUCACUUUCUUUUGGGCAACCCUGGUAUACUGCCCUAUCGCAUGCUGGGCGUGGAAUGUCAACGGCUGGGGGUUCAAGUACGGGGUGCUGGACUAUGCCGGCGGCGGUCCAGUCGAGAUUGGGUCCGGUGUAUCAGCAUUUGCGUACUCGUGGGUGCUCGGCCGGCGCAACGAAAAGAUGAUGCUUAACUUCCGCCCGCACAAUAUCUCCCUCAUCACACUCGGCACCAUUCUCCUGUGGUUCGGUUGGUUGGGCUUCAAUGGCGGCUCAGCCUUUGGCGCCAACCUCCGUGCCGUCAUGGCGUGCUGGAACUCGUGCCUAACGGCCAUGUUCGCCGCCAUGACUUGGUGCCUUCUGGAUUACCGUCUGGCAAAAAAGUGGUCGCUUGUCGGCUGGUGCUCUGGUACCAUUUCGGGCCUCGUCGCUGCUACUCCCGCGUCGGGCUUCAUUACACCAUGGGCCAGCAUUCUUCUUGGUGUUGUUACCGGCAUCGCCUGCAAUUUUAGCACCAAGAUCAAGUUUCUGGUUGGCGUCGACGACGCCCUCGACAUUCUCGCUGAACACGGAGUGGGAGGGAUAGUCGGUCUCAUUUUUAAUGCCUUCUUCGCAGCCGACUACAUCAUUGGCUUGGACGGUGUCAACACAGGCCUCGUCAAUGGGGGUUUCCUUAACCAGAACUACCGGCAGCUUUAUGUUCAAAUUGCAUAUAUCCUCGCCGCGGUUGGUUACUCUUUCGUCAUGUCCGCCUUCAUCGCCAAGCUCAUCGAUCUCGUUCCCGGUCUGCAUCUCCGGGCCUCGUCCGAGGCCGAGCUACUCGGCAUGGACGAUGACCAGCACGGUGAAUUUGCUUACGACUAUGUUGAGGUUCGCCGUGAUUAUCUUGCCUGGACGCCUGCCGACAGGGAACAGAAGGAGGACGGUGCGGUAAUUGCUCCCCAACACGGCAUUGAGGCCCAUCAGAAUCUGAUGGAGAGCUCCCGCCAUACCGAGACGGUGACGGCGACGGCGACCCCCCCGGAGUCUGUGACUUUGCCGGAGAAACAUACAGAACAGGAAUAG